Molecule: messenger RNA, 708 nt
Organism: Podospora anserina S mat+
Lineage: Eukaryota; Fungi; Ascomycota; Sordariomycetes; Sordariales; Podosporaceae
Exons: 3
Coding region: 1-708 (235 amino acids)
Biological process (GO): RNA metabolic process
Cellular component (GO): cytoplasm; nucleus
Molecular function (GO): single-stranded DNA binding; sequence-specific DNA binding; RNA binding
Source: RefSeq, a predicted model, not a curated record
AUGCCCCCCAUGAUCGACCCCUCCCUCUUCGACCAAAUCAAGUCCAAGAUCGAAGAGGACACCACCGUCCGCAAGGAGCUCGAGCAGAUUGUCGACGAACUUCACCAGCAUGUCUCCUUCACGCAGGGUUUGUUAUCCAAGAUUCACUCAACCCCGCGGUCAAAGUACGCAACCCUCCUCCCCCAAGUAGAAGAGGGCAUCAAAUCCCAAGUCGCCACCGUAGGCAAGCUCUCAGCGUUUGCAUCUCAAUAUCCUUACUACAAAUACAACCACAAAUGGACCCGCCCCCUCCAAGACUCCCUCUCCACCUGCCUCCUCUUCACCUGGCUAUCCACCCACACCCUCCUCACCCCCCUCCAGCUGGCCACAUACUACUCCGUCCCUUUGAACCUCACCGCCCAAGACGAUGCAUUCCACAUCACCACCGAGGAGUACCUCCUCGCCCUCGUCUCCAUAAUCGACGACCUCUCCCGCCUGGCGAUGAAUUCCGUCACGCUCGGCGACACCGCCCUCGCGGUGGAGAUCUCCGCCUUCAUCAGGGACCUGCACGCCGGGUUCCAGGUCUUGAAUCUGAAGAAUGACAUCCUGAGGAAGAGGGUUGACAGCAUCAAGUAUGCCGUGAAAAAGGUCGAGGAUGUGGUUUAUGAUUUGAGUUUGAGGGGGUUGAUUCCUGCUGCUGGGGCGGAGGACGAAAAGAAGGGGGAGUGA